AUGUCCAACGAUCCAUCGGUGAGGCGCAUCCUGCCUCAAAGCUCCCAGAUGGGCAGCUUCUCCUUCGCACCCCAACAGUACCCCCAAAGGGAAACCCAGAAGAACUAUGUUUUCGUUGAUGAACACAAUCGCCACAAACGACUGAAGGUUAUGAGGGCCUGUGAGGGAUGCAGAAGACGAAAGAUUAAGUGCGAUGCUGCCACGACGAACACCUGGCCAUGCUCCGCAUGUAUCAGACUCAAACUACAAUGCGUUCGCCCCAACGGCCAAUACGAUGGAACCUCUGGCGACACGUAUGAGCCUGGGAGAGACGACUUCGCCGCCGCGUCCUCUCAACUCCAAGACACCUUCCGCCAGCAAGCUCCCAUGCAGCAACAGUCCAUGAUGCCUGGAGGUCCGAAGCCCAACCCCAGCAUGUAUGCUGCACAUGGCGCAUACUCGGAUCCCAACGUUUUCCCGCCCGUGCCUUAUUCAGAGUCGUCGAGCCAGCACAACAUUCACUACACCACUGUUCCCGCGUCAGUCGGAAUGAUGGAACCGUCUUACGCUGCUCAGAAUGUGUUCCCGACUCCGCCUAUGCAACAAAGCUCUCGCGCGGACUCUCCUCCCGACACGUACUCUCAAGACGGCUCAUACCAGCAAGCAGACCUCGCCGACUUGUUGGGUUCGUUGAAGGUCAACGAAGCUGGCACGGCGCCGUACCUCAGAAACAAGGCUUCCUUUAGACGCGAGGAAGAACCCGCAGUUGAAGAAGCCGACGACUAUCAGGAGAUGCUUCCACCUUUGCCAUCUGGUCCUGGCCUGAAGAUUCGCAUACCUCCUGAACUGAUGCCGGAUGAGUCAACCGCCAUGCACUACUUCGAGCUAUUCUUCAGCCAUGUGCAUCCUUAUGUGCCUGUUCUCAGCAAGCCCAUAUUCUACCACCAGUGGAACACCAACCGGCAAUCGAUUUCACCUCUCAUUCUGGAGGCCAUCUUCGCCAUGGGAGGCAGACUCGCAGACGACCCCGGCGAGGGACAGCAGUGGCUAGCCUUGGCGUCCAAGCACGCCGAUUCCUUCAUGGACGUUCCGAGACUCAGCACUCUCCAGGCUCUGUUGCUCAUCCUGAAGGCCAGGGAAGCGGCGCCCAAGCGCGGCUACUACUACAGGUCCUGGAUGACAAUUGUUCAGUGUGUCCAAAUGGGCAAGGAUCUUGGCCUGGACGAACAUUACCUCGAUCACCAGUCGGGACGCCCUUGCGGUUCUAGCCCGACGGAAUGUCAGAUGAAGAACAGAAUCUGGCAGUCGAUUUUUGUCGGUGAGGUCAUGAUCGGGUCUCCCCAAGGCCGAUACGAUCUCGCCGUCGAUCUGGAUUCUAUCGAUUUCAACGUACCGCGACCUAUUCAAGGCGGUGACGACUCGGAGUACCACAUCACUCGGAACUUUACUUACUUCGCACGGAUUGUCCGCAACGUGAGCCGCAUGAACAGCACUUACGGCCGCCUCAAGAAGAAGCGGACCAAGGACUGGGGUGUUGAUCCCGAAUUCGUCCAGCUCAACCCGGCUUUGAACGCAUGGCUGAACGAUCUCCCGGCGGACUUAUCUGUCACAUUUCCUCCGGACGGUUCCCCUCCGUGGCUUUCAUCGCCGUACAUUGGAAACUUGCACUCGUACUACUACCUGACCUUGAUCUUGCUGCAUCGGCCACAGCUGAACUUCCUUGAUCCCAACGGAGCGGACGGCCAGUGGAAGCAGCAUAUGAUGAUCUGUUACUCGGCGGCCAAGGCUCUCUGUCGACUUCAGGAGUCGGUUUUGAACAACUUCGGAUUCUCUGGCUUGCAGUGCAUGAUGCGUGGAUUCAGUUUCACCGUCUACUGCGGCCUAUGCUGCAUCGUUCUUCAUCUGGUGGCUGUCGUCUCGCCGGAUCCGGAUCUGAACACUGAUGCGCGUGAAUACUUUGCGCGGCACAUGCGGGUUCUCGAAAGAGUCAUGGAAGUCUGGCCCAUGAUGGACCUGCAGAAGCAAGUCGACGCAGUGAGGGAAGCAUUUUCCGCUGACACCAGGAAACCCUUUGAGCUCAAGCGUAGCUUCCCCUACGGCAGUCCUGUUUCUUCCAACCAUUCCAGCCCGCCUCGUGGGUAUAGACCGGGCAUGGCUCGCACUGGCUCUCUGGAUCAUCAGUUGGACACGCAAAACCUACAACACUCCCAAGUCAGUUAUACCAGCCACCCCAUCACACCUCCUAUAUCUGCCGGACCUGUGGAUACCAAGAGUGACUCGCCUGCUAUACAGUCACUCGUCAUGAUGGCGAACCAAGGAUCCCAAGCCCCAGGGAUGCCACAAACCUUGCCGCUGUCCAACGCGCCGGCUUGGAACCCGGCGAAGAUUUUUGAGCAAUGGAGCACGUCUUUCGGUACGCCUCAGGUCCAACCACAGCCUUCGACGCUGCCUCCCCAGUCCAAUUCGCUUAGUGUUUCCCCGUCUUCAGGUGCCCCCGAAGCCCCGUCUCUUGAAGACAUACAGGCAGCCCACGCCACGAUGCCAGUGGCUUCCCAGCAAAUGGCACCGCAGUACACAGCUGCUCCUGUGCAGCCCUUCAUCUCGCCAGCCAUGUGGCAAGAGUCCGUGGCGAGUGUCUACGAAGGGGGUCUCAAGCGGACCUGGGACUAUGAUGGCGGUGGACCCAUGAUGAAGCGGCGAUGA
Messenger RNA from Colletotrichum karsti, 2682 nucleotides. RefSeq names its product lipase regulator 1. The record is from RefSeq and is a predicted model, not a curated record. The transcript has 7 exons. Gene Ontology annotation, molecular function: DNA binding; zinc ion binding; DNA-binding transcription factor activity, RNA polymerase II-specific. The coding region runs from base 1 to 2682 and encodes 893 amino acids. Lineage: Eukaryota; Fungi; Ascomycota; Sordariomycetes; Glomerellales; Glomerellaceae. Gene Ontology annotation, biological process: regulation of DNA-templated transcription; DNA-templated transcription.